Elgaria multicarinata webbii is the source of this 930-nucleotide messenger RNA. Its product is annotated as olfactory receptor 6X1-like. The record is from RefSeq and is a predicted model, not a curated record. Gene Ontology annotation, molecular function: olfactory receptor activity; G protein-coupled receptor activity. Lineage: Eukaryota; Metazoa; Chordata; Lepidosauria; Squamata; Anguidae. The transcript has a single exon. Gene Ontology annotation, cellular component: membrane. Gene Ontology annotation, biological process: G protein-coupled receptor signaling pathway. The coding region runs from base 1 to 930 and encodes 309 amino acids.
AUGGCCAACAUUACAUUUGUCACUGAGUUUAUUCUUCUGGGACUUCCUGAAUUUCAUGGUCUGAAGACGGCCUUUUAUACCAUGCUUCUACUGAUGUAUCUUCUAUCCCUGAUAGGACACAGUUUAAUAAUCACAGUGGUUUUCAUAGAACCCAAACUUCAUACUCCAAUGUACUUUUUCCUCAUCAAUUUCUCCAUGGCAGAAAUCUGUUCCACAACAGCAGAAGUACCAAAGAUGUUGACAAAUAUCUUCUCAGGACAAAAAUCCAUCUGCUUUGCAUGUUGCAUGGCACAGCUUUUCAUGGUCUUUGCAAUGGGAGCUGUUGAAUUCAUCACCCUCUCCAUCAUGUCUUUUGACCGCUAUGUAGCCAUUUGCAAACCUUUGCUAUAUAAAACCAUCAUGACCAAUAGGUUCUGUGUCCAUCUGGCCUUCCUGGCUUGGGUCGGUGGAUUUGUCAUCAUCUUCUCUCAGUCAGUUGUUGUGUGGAAUUACCCAUAUUGUGGACACAACGUCAUUGACCACUUCUUCUGUGAUAUUGGUCCUCUUUUGAAAUUGGCCUGUGCUGAUACAACUUUGAUGGAACUUAUAGGUCUCAUCUAUGGGGCUACUUUCAUGUGGGGUUCCUUUGGGCUUUCACUGAUUUCAUAUAUCUACAUUAUAGCCACCAUAAUUCAGAUCCCUUGUGCUUCUGGGCGAUCGAAGGCAUUUUUCACCUGUGCCUCCCAUCUCACAGUUGUUAUCAUCUUCUACAUGGCAGAUAUGUUUAUGUACUUGCAACCUUCAACCCAUGGUGACACAAGAGUCAACAAGGUUGUAUCUCUCGUGCGCACAAGUUUCAUCCCUAUGUUAAACCCUUUCAUCUACACAAUACGGAAUAAAGAGUUCAAAGUAGCCAUUCAGAAAGCAGUGAGACGAAAGCUACUUUUCUAG